Colletotrichum costaricense is the source of this 1251-nucleotide messenger RNA. RefSeq lists its product as uncharacterized. Bases 1 to 1251 code for a protein of 416 amino acids. Lineage: Eukaryota; Fungi; Ascomycota; Sordariomycetes; Glomerellales; Glomerellaceae. The transcript is spliced from 7 exons. The record is from RefSeq and is a predicted model, not a curated record.
AUGCAUUCGCUUCGCGUGGUCUCUGUUCUGUUGGUAAGCCUUGGCGGCCUUGGGGUGGCUGCCAAGUCACUCAGCUUGGAAGGCAUUCCCAGUUGCGCUAUCACUUGCAUGGUUAAAGCCCUUCCCUCGACAACCUGCUCACCCACGGAUCAAGCGUGCCUCUGCGUCGAUUCCAAGUUCAACGCCGCGGUGCAGCCCUGUAUUCAAUCAACAUGCACGAUACAAGAGAGCCUGGUCGUUACCAAUGCAACAUGGUCGAAUUGUGGCUUCCCGUACAGUGACCAAACUUCCAACAUUCAUUUGAUCAGUGGAGUCGUUACUGCCAUCGGCAUCAUCUUCAUCAUGAUGAGGAUGGCUACCAAAAUUGCAAAGCUCUCUGCCUGGGGCGCAGAUGACACUGUGAUUAUCGUUGCUUUUGCGUUGUUCAUUGGUUUCUUUGUGGAAUUGUUCUAUUUCGUGAAGGCAGGACUUGGCAAAGACAUUUGGACUUUACAUGACUACGAGAUUACCUAUUUUCUCAAGCUCCUCUUUGUUCUCGAGUUCUUCUACAUCAUCGGCCUAGGCGUCGUUAAAGCGUCCAUCCUCUUCUUCUUCUUGAAGAUCUUCCCCAACCGAGGUUUCCGCCGCAUCUUGUGGCUCAUGCAGAUCCUCAACAUGCUCGUGGUGCUAUCCUACGUGGUUCUAUGCUUCGCGCAAUGCCAGCCGUUCUCGCAUUUCUGGAAUGGAUGGGAUGGUACGCACGAAGGCCACUGCGUCGACUUAAACAGGAUCGGAUUGAGCCACGUCUCACUCAACAUCACUCUCGAUAUCAUCCUGCUUAUUUUGCCGAUCACUCAGAUCUACAAGCUUCAGCUUAACAGGAAGAAGAAGAUUGGUGUCAUGGCUAUGUUCUUGGUCGGUGUCUUCCUCACUAUCGUCAGCAUCCUGCGUAUCAAGACACUCAUCGCAUUCGCAACCUCGCUCAACACUACCGCUGACUCAGUGGCUGUCGUUCUCUGGGCCUACGUAGAGCUUGGGGUUGGCAUUGUGGUCGCGUGUAUGCCCAACGUUUGGCAACUGCUAAAGACUUUGCCGUCUAAGGUGAUUCAGUUGUCGACGACGCUUGCUUCCAACAUGAGUCACUCAGGCACUCGCACUCGGCCCAGUUCUCAAAUCUUCCUCGACAAGCGGAGUCCGACCAAGCAGUCGUUCACAGAGAGCUCAUCGAUUCAGGUUGCUUCGGCAUCGUCACCAUCAGUCUCAAUUCAUUGA